Messenger RNA from Eremothecium gossypii ATCC 10895, 4236 nucleotides. It is a transcript of the gene VPS15, whose product is annotated as ubiquitin-binding serine/threonine protein kinase VPS15. NCBI's taxonomy places the organism in Eukaryota, Fungi, Ascomycota, Saccharomycetes, Saccharomycetales, Saccharomycetaceae. The record is from RefSeq and is marked provisional. The transcript has a single exon. Bases 1 to 4236 code for a protein of 1411 amino acids. Gene Ontology annotation, molecular function: protein serine/threonine kinase activity; ATP binding; protein binding. Gene Ontology annotation, biological process: protein phosphorylation; late endosome to vacuole transport; protein targeting to vacuole. Gene Ontology annotation, cellular component: nucleus-vacuole junction; late endosome; phosphatidylinositol 3-kinase complex, class III, type II.
AUGGGUGCGCAGCUGUCGUUGUUAGCGCAGACGUCACCGUCGAUUGCGCUAUCUUCAUAUAUUGACAUUCUGGAUGACGUGCACUAUGUUACACACCUGAACUCAAGCCGCUUCCUGAAGACCUGCAAGGCGCUGGACCCGAAUGGCGAGAUAAUCAUCAAGGUGUUCAUAAAGCCGACGGAGAACUACUCGCUGCAGGAACAGUACGAGCAGAUUCGAAACGAGAGCUUGCGACUGGCGCAGUUACCGAACGUCCUGAACUACAGCAAGAUCAUCGAGACAGACAGGGCUGGGUACCUGAUAAGGCAGCACCUGAAGAUGAACCUGUACGACAGACUGAGCUCGCGGCCGUUUCUGCAGGAGAUUGAGCUGAAGUUUCUUGCAUUUCAGCUUUUACAGGCUCUGGAGGACUUGCAUUCCAAAGGGCUGACGCACGGGGACCUGAAGACAGAGAACAUUCUUGUGACGAGCUGGGGGUGGCUCAUAGUGACGGACGUUUCUUCGUUUUUCAAGCCGGUCUACCUGCCUGACGACAACCCCGGCGAGUUCUCGUUUUACUUUGACACUUCAGGGAGACGGAGUUGUUAUGUAGCGCCGGAGCGCUUCAAUUCUGCUCUUUACAAGCACUCCAACAACGACACGAGGCCAACGAAGGAAAUGGAUGUGUUCAGUGCUGGGUGUUGCAUUGCGGAGAUGUUUUCCGAGGGACAUUCCACAUUCAAUCUGUCGGAAUUGUUUAAAUACAAAACUGGCGAGCACGCUGCAGAGGAUAUCAUCAGCACGAGCAUUAAGAAUACACACCUUCGUUCACUAAUAUCCGAUAUGAUUCAACUGAGGCCCGAAAAGCGGCUCACUGUACCUGAAAUUUUGUUAAAGUACCGCGACAGCUUUUUCCCCAGUUAUUUUUACACUUUCACCUAUGAAUACUUCAGGGAUCUAGCCGUUCUAAAUGGCCAUAGUUCUGCUCUCAACAGUACUUGUUCCAGUGAUACGCUUGCCGACAGGGUGGAUAAUAUUGAUGGGAUGGUUACUAAAGUUUACCAAGACUAUUCAAAGAUAUGUUCAUCUUUACACUAUCCAGUUGUGCAUUCUAGAAAUCGCGACCAGGAAAGUCGAAAACUCAUCACGGGAAGGGUCAAAUUGCCUGUUUUAGGCGAGGUGGAGCUACAGCAGUAUAAACCCGAUUCCCCCCAACUUCAAGAAGAGUCGGCGCUACUAUUCCUCACUUUUCUAUUGCAUGCUGUGAGGAACCUCGUUUCGUCUGGUAAUAAACUUAAGUGCUUGGAGUUGAUUACGGCUCUCUCACAAUACGUUUCAGAUGGUAAUAAACUGGAUCGAGUUCUUCCUUUUGUCUGUGCCAUGUUUUUCGAUACGACUCCCACGGUUCAGGGUUUAGCAAUACAAAGCCUGACGCAGAUUCUUUCUAUUGUAUCAACACUGACAUCCAUAAACGAUAACGUUUUUGUUGAUUAUAUUUUGCCAAGGUUGAAGCAGGUUUUACAAAGUAGCAAAAAUAAUCCGUAUGUUCGAAUGAUACUGGCAGAUUCCAUUGGGAAUAUUGCUGACUCUGCCGUCAGGUUUCAAGAGAUUUCGCAGAUCCUACGACCGCCUUCGAAUACUGAGGUUAGCAACAGCAGAAAAAUUAGACGCCGUCUCGUUAGAAAUUUCGAAGAGAUAACUGUGGCUUUACUUACUGAUGUUGAAAGCUCUGUCAAACUUGCUUUACUGGAGAACAUUUUACCUGUCUGCAACUUGUUUGGUAGAGAAAAGACCAAUGACAUCAUACUCAGCCAUUUGAUAACUUACUUGAAUGAUAAAAACUCACUUGUGCGGAUCAAACUGGUUCAAGCCAUUACAGGAAUUGUGAUUUUACUCGGGCCCAUAACUUUGGAACAAUAUGUUUUACCGCUUCUAAUUCAGACGAUAACAGACUCAGAAGAACUUGUGGUAGUCAAUAUUUUACAAAGCUUGAAAUGGUUAUGUGAAGUAGGUAUGAUGAGGAGGAGAUAUUUCUACGAAAUCGCCGAGAUUGUUACGGUACUUUUACUCCAUCCUAAUGCCUGGAUCAGACAGUUUUCAUUGCUGUUGAUAUUGGAAAUGUCAUCUAAGCUUUCGAAAGCUGAGGUUUACUGCAUUCUGUACCCAAUAAUUCGUCCGUACUUCGAAUUUGAUGUAACAUUUUCCUGGGAAUCUAUGUUUGCGAGCUGUAAGAAACCGGUCUCUAGAAAUGUCUACAACUUACUAUGCACAUGGUCUCUACGUGCCACCAAGACGCUCUUCUGGAAACAGGUUCCCAGCAAGAGUGUUGACUCAUUUGGUAAUAACAGUAUAGAGUUUAUUACAAAAGACUACACUGCAAAGAAUUAUGGUUUUAAUAGUGGUAUGAAAGUAUCGAGUGCCUCAGUUUCUCUACCGUCCAACAAGGAGAUCCCGCUGACUACGGAAGAUAAAAACUGGCUUGACAAACUUCGUGCAGUUGGGCUUCAUGAGAGCGAGACGUGGAAAUUGGCUGCGUUGCGAACUUAUGUUUUUAGGGUUUCCAAGAUGCUUGCCAGGAAACCUGAGCUACAGGACGAGUUAGAUACGCGAAAGGCUCAUUCUACAUUCUCUAAUUCAUUCAUAAUGCCGAGGAAUAUAUUCUUCGAUGUGGAUAUUGUAGAUGAGAAUCGUGUCGAAAAUUCGCAUCUGAACACUGAAAAUAAAUGUUCUUCUGAUUCACUUUCUACAACUUUGGGUACGAACAGUCACCGGUACUUACCACUAUCAAUUGGUGUUAAUGGUUCUUUAAUCCUAAGCAAAAAAGCAUCACCAACUAUACGCUCAAACCUGGAUAAUGUAUACGUGCAACUGGAACCUACCAGUGAGUAUCCGAUCUCCUUUGCUCAUGCUCCUAGAAAAACUGCCCAGGAGUCGAAGUUUGUUAUCAGUAAUAGCUAUGAUGGUGACGUCUCAACAAUUAAACAAUACCUGCGUAACGUCAACAUUAAACCGUACUUAAAAAGCUACAGAGAAUUUGGCCCGUAUUUCAAUCAAUCUAGCGGUACCAAACGACAAUCCAGCGGUACAGCAUUCAAGGGCAAACUGCAUUUUCAUUUAACAGAGAACAGACCAGCGUCAAUCGUGAAAAUAGUUACCAGCGAAUACAAGCCUUAUUGUAUCAGUGCUUCCGACCAGGGUGUGCUAAAGUUAUGGGACUUAACAAAAUUAAGAGAUGGCGAGGUUUAUGAUCCGCCUAUUCAUUACGACCUUGGCUCUUCGAUUGUUGAUCUCAGAUUUCUACCAAACUAUGACGUAUUCGCGGCAGCAACCAGGGAUGGCAGCGUUUCAUUCUUACGUGUAUGCUUUAAAGAGCGUAACUCCAUGGAAGCAUACUCCCAUUUUGAAGUCAUCAGGAAGUAUACUUUGAAAGAUGAGAACGAAUAUGCUACAAAUAUUCAGCUAUCGGCGAGCGAUUCUAAGCCAUAUGCCCUUUUCACAACUAAUUAUUCACGGAUAAUCCUCCUCGAUAUCCGAACGACUGAAUUGAUUGCGACAAUGCAGAAUAACCAACGCCAUGGGGCUAUUCUAUCUUGCACGGCUGCGAGUGAUCUUUCAUGGUUUAUCCUCGGGACAUCGAAAGGGAUUCUCGACCUCUGGGAUUCGCGAUUCCGCGUACUGGUCAAAAGCUGGACUUUUGCAGAAAAUUUCCCGAUCACCCAUAUAGAACCUUAUCCAUCACUCACACGACGCGCAGAGAACAAUAUAGUACUGGUUGGUGGCUCCCGCCGCUCUUUAGUCUCCGUGUGGGAUAUAUCAAAGGCCGUGUGCCGUGAAGUUGUGCUUACUGCAGAUUCCAAAUGCUUAUCCACCGACUUCAUUGCGGUAGAGAAGGGUAUUGAAGACUUAGCAGUGCAUAUUGACCCCUUUAGUACGACUGUCAGUGCCAUACAUGUCAGCGGCCAUCGUGUUUAUAUCGCCGAUAGAGAAACCGGUAGUAUCCUUAUGGUGAACUUUCGCAACAAGGCACAAAAUUGUAUUGUAGUAGGACACUCAGAGCAGAAUAUUUCGUUCUCCAGUUCUCAGUUGUCAUCGACACUAGGGCUCACAAUCAGAUCCGUCAGCGACUCGGCAGCGAUGCACAGCUUGGGGGUAUAUUUCCACACAGAUAUUAUAAACAGCUUCACUAUUGCGAAAGAUACACCGGAACCACUUUUAAUAUCAGGCGAUAACUCAGGCGUCAUCAAUAUCUACAGAUAA